UUUGUUGGAGACCAGUCUAGGAGGCGCUGCUCUGUCUGUGACCCGGAAAUAAAGGGCGGAGGAGCCGGUGAUCGGGUGUCGUCCUUGGGCUGGAGAUCUGCAGACAUGUUCCUCACGUGUAUAAACUUCGCCAAAGGAAAAUCCAAGGUGGUCCUGGUACAGAUGAUGAGUGCGGCCGGAACGGGAUACAGGUUCAACACUCGGAGGAACAAGCUAAAGGACAAGCUCAUCCUGAGGAAAUACGACCCUGUUGUAAAACAACACGUCCUGUUCCAUGAGAAGAGGAAAAUCCGCAGCAUAUAGUCACUGCGCGGAGAAAGGACCCUGAGGGGGCAGGGGACACGCCCGGUGUAUGUGACCCUGAGGACUGUGUCAGUGGGGAUGGGGCUGUGCUGCAGAGCUGGGAUCAGUAAUGCUGCUCCUGAGAAGUUCAUCAAUAAAGGACGUUUCUACCUUUGUA
Molecule: messenger RNA, 460 nt
Organism: Bufo gargarizans (Asiatic toad)
Lineage: Eukaryota; Metazoa; Chordata; Amphibia; Anura; Bufonidae
Gene: MRPL33
Product: mitochondrial ribosomal protein L33
Exons: 4
Coding region: 106-303 (65 amino acids)
Biological process (GO): translation
Cellular component (GO): ribosome; mitochondrion
Molecular function (GO): structural constituent of ribosome
Source: RefSeq, a predicted model, not a curated record